Messenger RNA from Cuscuta campestris, 1007 nucleotides. Lineage: Eukaryota; Viridiplantae; Streptophyta; Magnoliopsida; Solanales; Convolvulaceae. The record is from the annotation of a GenBank genome assembly.
CUAACUGCCAAAGCAGGGGGCGUGGGGAUUUGGGGAGGAGAGAGAAAGAGAGUUAUGGAGGAACCGAGUUGGGCCUAUGAGUAGUAGCGGAGUACUACUCAAUCGGAGAUUCUCCCUUUUCCGAUUUUAAUGCAAACAAAUCUCCCUUUUACGCUGAUCGAAUCAAUGGCCCUUUCCCUGUCUCGUCUCUGGUGGGGUGGAAAGCAGAAAAAAGAGUCAACACCUAAAGGGUCUUCUGUAAAUACCUUGCCGGAUUGUGGGCCCGGGCAACCGGAGAGUUUGGAGCUCCGGCGGGGGAGGGGGAAACGGGUCAGUGUGGAAGAAAGGAGGAGGGUUGAUAAGGAGUACGACAUGGUAUUGGUCCGAUCCGACGAUGUUUGUUUGUCGGGAUCGGAAUCCGAUGAGUCGGACUGGUCGAUUGGGUGGCUGGAACCGCACAAUCCGGAUUUCUAUGAUGAUGAUGAGGAAGAAAAAGAAGAGGACAAUACUUUUGCUGUGUUGGUUCCUUGCUAUAGGUUUGACCGCAGGGAAUUAGGCCAUGAUGAUCCAAGCAAUCACUUCUUCAGGGCCAUUAAGACAAUUGCCAAUGAGUCUUCCCUUGAGGGCAAGAAACACAUGAUGGAGCAGUGGCUUCCCUCACAUGAAAAUUUUUUAAGCCAUUGAUUAUUUCUCUUCACUAUUUAGUAUUUAUUUAAUGCAACUUUUUCUGUUUCCAUCAAUCGGGAAAAAAAACCAAGAAAAAGAUUGUGAGAAGGUUGACCCUGAGUGAUGUUUAGAUUUCAGGGGUUAGCUAUUGGAGGAAAGGGCACAGCAUUGUUAAUUACUGCUUUCAAAUUUUAGUGUGUACAUAUUCCUCAUGUGAAUAAGUGUGAAAACAUCAAAUCGGGCAAACCAAUUAUCCCAAAAGCACAAUGCUCCUUCCCAGCAUGAACCAGUCUGUGUUUUUUUGUUUAAAACAGAGAGAUGUAGUGCAGUUAUGAUCCCGAAUUUAACUCUAAGGGUCCGUU